UUUGCGCAUGCGCACUUGUUAUACUCUAGCUUACUUUCUGGUUGUCUUUCAUUCUAAACAUAACUGUCGUUUGAGAGGUUUCCAUAAGUUAACAUAAAUAACAGUUUUUUUAAUGUUCGAUUCAUCUUCCAUAAAACACGCUUAGUUACGGUUAUCGCUACAAGAUCCAGUAUGUCUGCGAAAUAGAGACAACACGUCCAGCUAGCAAGCUAAGCUAGCUCCUAGGAGACGAGCUAACAGGAAAAUGUAUUUUCUCUACACAAUUAUUGCAUCCUUAAGUUUAUUUUUUAUUUUAAAAUGGAUGAAAAGGAGGAGAUAUUUCAUGGAGCUGAAAAGACUAGAUGGGAAAACGGUUCUUAUCACAGGUGGUAAUUCAGGCAUUGGCAAGGAGACAGCUGUUGCCAUGGCGAUGAGAGGUGCCCGUGUCAUCAUAGCUUGCAGAGACCCGAGCAGAGCUGAGAAGGCCGUCAGGGAGAUCAAACUAAAGAGUGGCUCUCUUUGUGUUUUUCCCAUGGAGCUGGAUCUGGCCAGCCUGCGCUCGGUCAGGGAUUUCUGUAAAAGCUUCCUCAUGAGGGAGAAGAGGCUUGACAUCCUGAUCAAUAACGCAGGCAUGCCCGGCGUCCUGGACUGGACCAAUGACGGCUUCAGCAUGUGUUUUGGUGUCAACCACUUGGGUCACUUCCUCCUGACUAACUUGCUGCUGCCUCGACUGAAGGAAUGUGCUCCCAGCCGGGUGGUGACACUUACAUGUUCCAACUACAAAUAUCAGAAACUGGACUUCCAGGACCUCAAUUACAACCUGCUGCCCUUCUUCACCUACUGCCGCAGCAAGCUGGCCAACAUCUACUUCAGUCAGGAACUGGCUCGCAUCACAGAAGGAAAAGGAGUCACAUCCUACGCUGUGCACCCCGGUUUUGUCCAGAGCAGCUGGACGUGCCACUACUCGUUCCCGUUCCAGAUGCUGAUGCAGGUGAUCAUGUGGAUGUUUUUCGUGCCGUGUGAGAUUGGAGCUCAGACCGUCAUCUACUGCUCUGUGUCGGAUGAAGCAGCAGAACACAGCGGGGGUUAUUUUGUUGACUGUCAGCCGGCAACUCUGCGUCCGUUUGCCAGAGAUGCUGGUGUGGCUAAAAAGCUGUGGGAGGCCAGUGAGAGAAUGGUGAGACUGGUGUAACGGUGGCAGCUGAGGAAUCUCGGAUAUCUGUCACGUAGAUGGAAAUUAUUUAUUAUUAAUUCUGUUAAGUUUAAUCCGGCUGUGCAGUGGUUAGAGCUGUUGCCUCUCAGCGAGAAGGUCCUGGGUUCGAUUCCCGGCCUGGGAUCUUUCUGCAUGGAGUUUGCGUGUUCUCCCUGUGCAUGCGUGGGUUCUCUCCGGGUUCUCCGGCUUCCUCCCACAGUCCAAAAACACGACUGUUAGGUUGAUUGGUCUGUCUAAAUUGUCUUUAGGUAUGUGUGAUUCCCUCCAAGCAACACAGACGCAAGCGAUUUCUUUUACGGGUUUAUUGGACGUCCUUUCAUUGUGGACCUCUUCUGUCCUCCUUUCUUAGACCUCCCUUAAACCGUGAAACUAAAUAUACAGGAUAGUACAAGUAAAACAUAUACAAUAAUGUGCAACAAAAUAAAGACAAAUAAAUACCUCGUUGGCUGUUUUGCUUAAAACACAAAGGGAAUCCAUCCGUCCUUCUUUAAAUCCUUUCACUAGUUAGUUCUUUAGCAAAAGAUUGAAUGUUUUCAGUCCAUUAGCUGUCUGCUUGCCAGCACUUCAUCCAGGCUGUGUGUUCCUCACACCUGGCUUGCAUCAUCAAAUUAAGGGUGUGGCUGGCAGAGCAGCUCGUGUAGCUUUCAAAAUAAAAUAACAGGAAAAAACCAACCCAGUGUCUUACAAAUGGGAAAAUAAAUAAAUGAAGAAAUAAACAGCAACAGCAGUUACACUCCCACCAAAUCACACAAAACCCAGUGUGGGAUUUCUAAGGAAACUUAAGGGCUGGUCAGACUUAAGUACUUUCAUUUGCUUCAAUCGAUGUAACAAGUUUAUGUACAGGUCUGUCAAGGAACACUGUUUUAGUCGUAGGUUCACCCUUUCCAUCAAAUGUGGUAUCACCAACCAACAAUCUUACUUUUCGUUCUUUAUCAUCUAACCCUGGAUAGACCUCGGCUAUUCUGGCUAGUUUCCAUUCAUUUCGUGGUGCCUGCUCCUUCUGUAAAAGUACGACGUCAUUCACCUUCAUGUUUCUUCUGGUUGUCUGCCAUUUUUGUCUUUGUUGUAAACUCAGCAGAUAUUCCCUUUUCCAACGAAUCCAAAAUUCAUUGGCCAAAUACUGGACUCUGCGCCACCUUUUUUAAAGAUGCAGGUCUUCUUUGACAAACUGCCCAGGUGGAGGAAGGAUAAUUGUUGACGUCAUUGUAAGAAUGUGAUUUGGAGUUAAAGGUUCAGGUGCAGAUGGAUCAUUCAAAUUCUCAACUGUAAGUGGUCGGCUAUUGACAAUCGCCAUUAUUUCAUAAAACAAAGUUCUUUGAGCUGAAUUGUCAAGAUUGCUUGUGAGAACACUUCGAAUAGUCCUAAUCUGUCGUUCCCAGAUGCCACACAUGUGGCUUGCUGCUGGGGGAUUCAUUAGGAGUUCACAUUUUCACGCUUUCUUUCCCGUCAGUGUCAGAGCCUGAUGACCAUUCAUACUGUAGAUCAAAUGUUAUCUGAGGAAAUACGUCCAUCUUUGCUGUGCAAAGUCGGUCAAAAUCCAAGAGUUAACGGAAGUAACGUUAAUGAUGAACCGAACACCUGCGCACAGCGGAGUGAUACUGUUUGUAAACAGUCCCAGUGCUGUUGUGGUCCAAUAUCAGCACUCUUGGAAAGUCUCUUGACCAAUCAAAUCACUCGGUCGGAACUAACUGUUGCAUAAUGUUAUUUAUUCUGUAAAUUGUUAAUGAAAACGCUAAUUUUGACACUUGUUUGCAUAGUUGUGAUCUUUAGGCGAAAUCCUUUCGUUCUUCAGCACAACUGGUUUCUGACGUGUUUUUAUACAUAAAUACACGACUCAGUGUAAAACCAAACUGCUUUUUCAGGCUUUAACUGCAGUUUCAGCUAUGAAAUGUUUGUAAAAGAUGCAUUCUGUCUUUUUUAAAGUUGUUUUCUGACACUUGUGUUUGUUUCCAAAAUAAAGUAAAUGAUUCGGUUUCUUCUG
Nothobranchius furzeri (turquoise killifish) is the source of this 3173-nucleotide messenger RNA. RefSeq names its product retinol dehydrogenase 14. The record is from RefSeq and is a predicted model, not a curated record. Lineage: Eukaryota; Metazoa; Chordata; Actinopteri; Cyprinodontiformes; Nothobranchiidae.